AUGGAGCGUCAAUUAAUCAACGCGCUUCUGGCUAUCGCUGCAGUUAGCGCCGAUUCGGCCUUGCUCGUCGUCAACAGAUUUGCUCUUUCAUCAACGUUGAGCGUGGUCCUGGCGAUGAUGCCACUCUCCGAUCUGACCGUAGUGGAUUUGUUACAGGGCGCCUCGUUGUCGAUAGCUGAUGCGCUCUUUCCUAUUGUACUUGUAAAUGCCUACGAUGGGCGGUACCAAAGACGCACGAGUCAAGACAAUCUCCCAGACGAGGAUCGGAAGCGCUUCAUUUCACCGUCGCUUCUGUUCCGGAUGCAGCAAGAAUGCGGCAAUUUCUGGUCAAUCCUCCGUCACGUAACCUUCCUAUCGACCGUCUUACUGGUUGCACAUGUCUUCGUAUCCGGGGAGCUGCGAAGCAUACAAGAAGAUUGCUACGUACUGGACGUGGGUAUCCUACGGUGGCUUCUUGCCGCUGGAGGAAUCCUCAACGGAACGGUAUUGAUUCUAAUGGCGCUUCUUACCAUGGCGGCCUCCCCAGUGAUGACGACAUUCCUGGCCGCACCCAUGAAUGCCUUCCAACUCGCCAUCUUCAUGUACACAGGCUUCAAUCACUAUCGAUGGAUCGGCCUUUCAGUCUGCUGGGCUCUUGGUCUGGCCUUUCUUUUCUUCCCAACGAAAGACAACGCCAGUAACUCGACAGCGGCGACGCGCAAGUCCUACUCUUUUGCGCGUAACGUCAUCAUAACGGUGGUGCUGUGCGGAGCUCUCUACUGCAUGAACGGACUUGGAGGAGGGAGUAGCGCCUCCCUAGACAUCGAAGCGCCAACUUGCCAGAAUAGCUCCAGUGUCGAAAGCAAAAUUCCUUGGCCAAAAGCACUGAAUUACACCAGUGCAAUACACGAUGACUACCUCGGUACGCGACCUCACGUGGACACUGUCGCGAACUUGACCUUCCUCGUGGAGCAAUGCAAAGAAAUUGAAGAUGGUGGAGGAGUUGAUGAUGUGGUCAACUGUUUGUCGAUCCUGAAGCACGCGGAAAAUGAGUAUUUCUCCAUUCCCAAGAAGGGCCUGAACGCUCGAGCUAGCGAGCCCGACGUCGAGGUAAACCAUCACGGCCAUGCCAUCGCGGAAGAUGGGUCACUGGUCAAUCAUCAUGGUAGCUUCGCAGCAGGGCAGGAUAAGUCGGAUUCAUUCAUUGGCACAUGCGCCGGGCCAGUCAUCCCAUUCCACGUCUACUGGACCGGCUCCGCCACUUGGAGAGUCGAGCUUUUCAUCAAAGCAUAUCUCUACACCCAAAAUCUGCCAUGUUCGAGACUCUGGCUGUGGCUGGACUCCGAUCUCGACGCUCACGCUGUCGAGAAGAUGCUCUGCGAAGACGCAAUCUUCCAGAGCUUUCGACCUCUCGUCGCCCGCGGAGACAUUGUGCUGAAAAGCUGGACUUUCCCGGACCGGGUACCCCUUGCCCGCGAAAGCGCAGGAAUCGCCUCCACACCGGACCUACGGCCAAGCAUGGUCACCGAAGACGGCGAGACGGUCCUCGCCAACGGCAUAGUCAUGGACGCCUACGGCCAGCAAUGGCUCAACCUCAAGUCCCCCCACGCCUCCCUCGCCCCGGUCCAAGUAUCCGACGCCGUCCGCUUCAUCGUCCUGCACCUCCACGGCGGCGUCUACUGCGACAUGGAUGUCCUCCUCCUCCGCGACAUGCGCCCACUCCUCCUCCCAGACCCCACCUCCGGCUCCCGCGCCUUCGCCGAACAGUGGGUCGAGCGCUGCGCUCCGUACGACUACAACACCGCCGUCAUCUCCAUCCCCGCCAACUCCUCCCUCUCAUCCUACCUGCUCCGCGGCGGUGUGCGAAUGGGUAUGAACUUCCACCCGAGGGUCAUUGGGCGCAUGCUCUGGGAUGAUGGAAAGGGGGACGAGGUCAAAAUGCUGCAUAAUGCGGUUUUUGACCCUUUGGUUACGAAUUUGAGACGCGAGGGCACGGGCACGUGUACGAUGCCUUGUCAUAAGAAUUUCGAGAGUGCGUUCAUGGGGGAGGUGGAGGAAAAGGAGAACGAAUGGAGUAACUACCACGGGGAGGUGGUGGAGGGACUUCAGGGAGAGGGGGUGGUGGGGAAUAGGAGUUUGGGGAAUUUCUUUAAGGGGGCGUGGGCUUAUCAUAUCCAUAAUCAGACCGCUGACGGCGUGCACAGUGGUGGAAAUUCCCCGAACCGACCUCCUGGAUGGACGUCAUCACGCGGGCUCAAGAUGGGUAUUUCGCCGGCUUCAGGACCAACGCUUACGGCGAGUGGUGGCAAGGGCCGGUGUUGGAGGGCUAUGAUCGAGAGAGGUGGUAGAGGGGAGGGGAUGGCGUUGGGCUUUGUCAACUCGGAUGGCGGAUCGGGAAUCCAGAUGCUUUUUCAGACUUGGAAAGGAAAGUCUGGAAGAACGCUGGCCUUGGGGGAGCCCGAGCACGUGCGUGCUUUUAUGCAGUCAGGUGUGGGGUGGUGGGGAAUAAGUCACGCACAUAAGCCAAUCCAAUCUAAUCCUACCCCCUCCCUCGCUCGCACCCACCACAACAUCUUACGCACCGGUCGUGACGAUCACAGUAAUGCCUAUAUAUAUCCUCCACCCACUACAAAUAAUAUCGUAACAAAUAAGGAUUUGCUCAUUCCGAAAGAGUAUACAGCCAUCACGCGAUAA
Messenger RNA from Letharia lupina, 2673 nucleotides. RefSeq lists its product as uncharacterized. Lineage: Eukaryota; Fungi; Ascomycota; Lecanoromycetes; Lecanorales; Parmeliaceae. The record is from RefSeq and is a predicted model, not a curated record. The coding region runs from base 1 to 2673 and encodes 890 amino acids. The transcript is spliced from 4 exons.